CUCCAUUUUGUAAAUUUUGACAACCAUCGACACCGGAGUUUUAAAAGUUUUCAUCUUGUUCGUUCUAAACAAUUUCGGAAUUUCGUUUAGGAAAUACAGUAAAAUCAAUGUGCUAAUUGUGGUGUUUGUGGUACUAUUUUAUGCCAAAAUGCCGAUAAAAAACAAUGAAAUGUGAAAUUAAAAUAGAAAAUUCGGUGAAAAGUUUAAUCAUAGCAAAGUUUUUCCUUUGAUCAACUUGUUUGUGUGAAUUAUAUUUUUGUCCAUUUAUUUUUGUAAAUUUUUAAUGUAAAAUUUGAGAAAGUUUAUUUACUUGUCGAAAUGGUGAUUUCAAAAAAUGGAAAACGUAAACGCAAAGAUGUACCGCCAGUAGUUGAAACUACGGACAUACCUAAGAGAACACGAGUACACGCACAACGCAAAUUUGCACAGGGCCAAGGAUCAUCGUCCUAUUUGACUAAUUUCCCAACACAACAAAGUGCACCUGUCAAAGAAAGCAGUGAACCACCGCCAGAACUAUUACCAAAUCUACGACCGAAGCCAGAAGAUUUUCUUACAUUUCUGUGCUUUCGUGGCACUUCAGUACUUCCGCCACAUUUGGAUUAUUUUAAUCAAAACAGAAAAUCGGAAGCCGAAACCAAAGACGAUAGUACAAAGGGGGAAACUGUCGCAUCUGAAAAUGUUGACAAUACAGACAAGAGCGCCGAGUCAUCGUGUCCGAAGCCAUCUGGAAGUGGAGCUGGUAAUAGUGGAGAUAGUUUACAUGGAAAAGACCUAAAAGUGGAAAGUAAGGAAGAAGCGAAGCCGUCGUUUAUUCCAUUUGCUGUUCGUAAGCAUGCUGAAACAGUAUCUGAUGGAAAACGGAGACAAACUGUGCAAGCACUGAAAAGGAAAUAUCAGGAGCAGCGUUUAGCUAAAACACAAGUUCAAAAUUUGAUAAAAACUACGCAAAAUAGGCGAACAAGAUCGUCUGGUAAAGACGACGAUGCUGAUUCGAAUGAAAAGAAAAAAGAUCCCGUGGAUCAUAAGGCUGUUGUAUCAGAAACGAAAAAACCUGAUGAGAAAAAGAAGAAGGAAGUCAUCGAGAACAAGAAUGAUGAUUCGUCGAAGCGAAAAACUUCGUUAAGAAAUACAAGAAAUAAUCCACCUAAAGAGGACGAAUCAGUCAAGUCCGAUCUACCCAAAACUUCAGUGAUGAAAAAAACGAAACUUUCAGAAGAUGAUGAAAAGGUGUCAACCAAGACAGAAAAGAAGUCAUCAGUGGAAACAAUUACAAAAGAAAUCAAGAAAGAGGCAACGAAGUUAGCAUUAACCAAACAGCAAAUAACUCGUCAGAAAGCCACAACGAUACCGCAAAAUGAAGGAUCAAAAAUGAAGAAAGACGCAAAUGAGGACAUCAAUUCAGCUGAAUUUUCUGACUCGUCAGAUGAUAGACCGUUGGUAAAUACACUAAAAAAGUUGACCAACGUGACCAAGAAGCCUGUAGAUUCCACAAAAGAUCAAAAACUACCCGAUUCAGAAAAGAAGAAAGAUCAAUUGCCCACGACAAGUACAUCGAAGCCGGUAAAACGUCAAUCACCUAGGCCUACAACUGGUGUUUCACGAAGAAGUUGUGGACAGGUUGAAGUGGCUGCAGAUAAAAAACGAUCCGAGUCCGUCAGUCGAAAGUCGGAUACAAGUGAACCGAGUAUCAAAAAGAAACCAGUCGGACGGAAGAAAAAAGAGAAAGAGUUGAGCGAGGACAGUUCAUCCGAGAAAGUGACCGCAGUAAAAAAGAAGUUAAAUGAAAAACGUACGCCGGAAAAAGACAAAGACGAUUCCAAGCAUAAAAUAAACAUCACCGACGAUGAUAGCAUCAAGAAGAAACGUAAGCGCCGCAACGAAUUCACUGAAUUGGGUAGUGUAGAUAUAAAUGAUUCGGAUGCUUGCCGUUCUGCACGGCCUAGUCGUAAAACAAAAGAAGCCGCGGCUAUUUACAUGGAAUUAAUUGGUCAAAAACUGAAUCUGGAUGAUUUCGAUGAUGAUGGCUUUUCAAUGGACAGUUUUCCGGAGCUCCCGAAUGUCAAGAAAACUCAACAAAUGGAAAAUAGAUUAAAAGCAAACAUUGGAAAGCCGACAGACGUUAAGGUAUCACCCAAAAAGAAUAAACCAGAGAAUAAAUCUUCCAAAAAAGAUGAAAAAGCUGGCUCAGUUGUUGAAGAGCCAUUGGAGCCAGCACGAAAGGAGAAGGCUAAAGUUGGUCGAAAGAAGAAAGUUCUGUCGCCAAGCAAGGAUGUGUCGCCCGAGGUAAAAGAAAAAAGUCUUCACAAAAGUUUCAGUGAUUCCGAUGAUGAACCACUGGCUGUAAAAAUUACAAAGAAACCGAAGCCUAUCAGAGGACGGAGUCCGAAAAAGGCAAAAGACUCAAAAGAAAGUGGAAAUGUGGUUGAGGAAAAACUUGAAAAUACCGCAGUGGAGAAAGUUAAGCCAGAGAUUGUUACUAAAGAAAAACCGGCAGGAAAAGCAACAACACCGCUGUUAUCCAAAGCCACAGAUUCAGAACAAGAGAAACCAAACCUUCCGAAAACAGAUGCCGCAGCAAUAAAAGUUCCAACGAUUGCACCCAAAACCCCGCAAAAGUCAUUCGAAAGCGUUUUUAAGACACCAGCUGAAACAUCGUCCCAAUUAUUGAGUCCAUCGAUUUGUACAACGCCUGUGAAGCCAUCACAAAUGGAUACGAAGAAUAUCACAACCACUUCCUCAUCACCAAAAUCGAUUACGACGACACAUGAAACUAAAUCAAAUCUGCCCAACCUGAUGCCAAGCGCCGAAGAAUCUGGCAAAAUUUUCGGAAUUGCCAGUGUAACUCUUGCGCAAAGCUCAGGCCCCAAUGACACGAAAUGCACGCUCGGCAAAUGUGGUUCGAUACACAUACCCACACUAGGACCAGUCAUUCCAACCGAACUACCGAAUGCCGAUCCGACUACAAGCAAAGAAAAACAACGCAGGGCCAAAGUGAAUAUGUCACGAGCGCAAAUUCAAAAAUGGAUUUUGGAGUGUGCAAGGGCAAGAUAUACCAAUGAUCUGGAAGAUGAUUUAAGCUUGGAUGCUCCACUGAAGCCCAUCAACUAUCUAAGAACAGCUUCACCCGGACGGUUUAUGGAUGGAGAAACGGUAGACCAUGGUCCUGUAGCUUCGACAUCAAAGGGACCAACAUUGAAAGCUAAAUUAGUGAAAUUGAAGGAUAAAGAUAAGGAUGCGAGUAAAACUGAACUACGGUCGGUCAAGGAACGUGUAGAGGCUUUCAUAAACAAAAAGCCGGAACCUGAUCGAGGUCAUUUGUCGAUCUAUGAAGCGUUCGGUAGGAAAAAGUCGGCAUCACCAACUCCACCAACAGUUGUGAUACCUGUUACAACAUCUGAGAAAUUAGAGGCGCCCAUUAAAAGUUCACCGAAAGCUGUUCCGUCAAGUGCCGUAUCGAAGCCAUCAACUAGCAGUGCUAUAAUAUCACCUCCCAAACCGGUUUCAGCCGUUUCUGAUAAGAAGCCAAUCUACAAUCAGCGACGAACACCUGUGUACAACACCAAACCUGUUGAAAUUGCAGCCAAAACCAAACCGGUUGUUAACACUUUUGAAGCAUUUUCACCGGAAAACGAAAAAAGUAUUUAUUCAUUCGACAAGGAGGAAGACACAAUACCUGCAUCGACACCAUUCCGACGGCACAGUCGGCGAGAAUCGAACAAUUCACGUGUGGACGAGAAAUCGACAAAUAAAGAUGACAAAUCACCGGUUGGUCAAAAACAACAAGAGGUUUCUUUGACGCUGAGUCCAGAUGAAACGAGUAAAUCGGCAAUGAUUGCAGUUCCAAUAAACUUAGAUAUAUCAGCGCUACCAAAAUCGAAACCGAACAAUGGAGAUGAUUCUGAUUCAGAAGGUCAUACAUUUUACAUUCCACUUCAAGGUGUUAACACGUCGGGUGGAAAAUCAGAUCAACUAAUUCAAGGCGUUGCAGUCAAACUGGGAACCGAAGGACCGGAGGGACCCAAUCAGAAAGUAAUCAUGCAUGCAAAGCUUGUGACUAAAGCUGAAAUGGGAACCAAUAUUACACCGAUGCCGGAAUCGAUGGCGAGUGUUCAUGACAUUGUUAAAAGUCUUAUUGCAAGUAAAGACGCUGGUUGUUCGAAAUCUGUGCCGAUUGGAACUGUCCAACCAAGAUUUAAAUCAAGUAACGUACCUGGAACAUCGACGUCACUACCACAGGCUCAACCUUCAACGUUAAAUCGACAAAACUCUAAUCAAUCCCUGGCAUCACAAAAGUCCAAAAAUAAACCGACAGACAUUAUCCAACCAACCAACAAUACAGCUUUUCCACGAUACGAUGAUCCUGCGUCAAUGGUUGAAGCACCUAUCUUUCGUCCUACGGACAAAGAGUUUGCCGAUCCUAUGGAAUUUAUUGAUCGUAUUACUCCAGUCGCUGCCCGAUUCGGUAUUUGCAGAAUUAUCCCGCCGUCGUCAUUUAAGCCAGAGUGCAAAGUGUCAGAUGAUAUGAGAUUUACCGCUUACAAUUUGUACGUACAUAAAAUGCUGCAUCGAUGGGGACCGAGUGCGAAGGAAUUUAGUGCAAUAAAGAAAUACCUUGCCACGCAAUCAAUAACAAUGACUCACCCUCCUUGGAUUGGUGGUAUGGAAGUCGAUUUGCCGCGUUUGUACCACACAGUACAGGAACAAGGAGGAUUGAAAGAGGUGAUUGAGAAGAAGAAAUGGGCGAAAGUUGCAGAAGAAAUGUGUCUGCCGAAAUCGUGUCAGGAUCGCAUCACCAAAUUAGAUGAUAUUUAUUGCAAGUAUUUGUUGCCAUAUGAUACUUUGUCAACUGUUGAGCGAAAGAAACUCUUUGAUGAAGUGGAAGCAGAUUGGGCGAAGGCUGAAGCCAAAGCGCGACGAAAUGCCGAUCGUAGCACAAUGAGCGAUGUGAGCAACGAUGAUGAAUCGGAAAACGAUGAGUCGGAUGAAGAAGAUGAUAGUGGGUCAAUGGAAUGUAUAGUAAAGGGACGAAGUAUGCCAUUAAAUGCGUUCUUCCGCAUCGCACGCAAUACAAUGGCCUUGUGGUUUAAAAAUAAGGAACCGAAUUCAACCGAAAUAGAAUCCGAAUUCUGGCGACACGUUACCGUUCGGGAUAGUCAUGUGUGUGUGCAUUCGGCAUCAAUUGAUUCAAGUGGAUGGGGAUACGGAUUUCCAACACCCGGCCCAAAAGCAAAGGGAUCAGCAUGCGCAAAACAUCCUUGGAACUUAAAAGUGUUAACAAACAAUCAUGGUUCGAUACUCCGAUCAAUUGGACCAGUUACUGGUGUCACAGUGCCGACAUUACAUGUUGGUAUGCUCUUUAGUGCUGUUUGUUGGUAUCGUGAUCCUCACGGUCUUCCAUGGAUUGAAUAUCUACAUACCGGUGGUCAAAAGAUUUGGUAUGGCGUUCCAGACGAGCAAAGUGACAAUUUCCGCAAAGCUUUGACGUCACUAAUUCCAACCCAUUGCCAAAACAAAACUGUGUGGUUACCAUGUGAUACCGCUAUGAUACCACCGCACUCGCUGACUGAUCGUGGUGUGUCCUUAUGUCGCACAGAACAAGAGCCAGGCGAAUUCGUAGUGGUAUUUCCUCGAGCAUAUUCAUCGUCUGUGUGUACCGGAUAUGCCAUAUCGGAGAGUGUCUACUUUGCCACAAACAGUUGGUUGGAUACGGCGAAAAAAGAUUUCCAGGACAUUCACGAUAGCUGCGAACCGGCUAUGUUUUCAUUGGAACAACUACUUUUUGCAGUAGCGUCAGAUAUUCGAACGAACAGUGAAACAAUAUCCUCGAUAUUGCCAAUGAUAACAGAAGUAUACGAGCGCGAAGUGACUGAAAGGGAAGAAAUUCAGAAAGCGGGCGUCACUCGUAACGAAAAGAUUCCAAUCAAAGGAAGCAAAACGAAGCCGACGACGGAGGAUUUUGAAUGUGAUAUUUGCAGAGCCAAUUUGUAUAUUUCUUGGGUUAAGACCGACGAAGACAACAUCUACUGUUUGCAGCACUGCUUAAAGUACAUUAAAAACGAUCGCAUACAGGCGAAGCAGUGCAAAUUGAUAAUAACGUAUAGUGUUCAGGAAAUCGAAACGUUGAUUGACAAAAUCAAAGAACGGGGCACACAGCAAUCGCAAAAGAAAAAUAAAGUUUUAGGCAAAAAGUGAGUAAUUUCAAUAUGAUUUGAUAUUGUGGGCCUUUUACAAACAACUAUGCCAUCUGUUAAGAGCGAUAACAGAAGUAGACGUUGGGCUGAUCCGGUAUUAAGUAGCAAAGUAUGUUUAAACUAUUGAAGUAAAAGACUUGAAAUUGAUCUGUUGAAAACAUUUAGAUCAAAAGAAGUAAUAGAUUCGUAGUUAAUAUGGUGAUAUAUGCUUGCUGUUUGUAAAAGAUGAAAAAUCCACAAAGGUCCGUAGGAUCUUCACAUGCGAUAGCAACAUAAAUUUGAAACAAUUUCAUAAAAGAAAUUUCGCAAAGGUCAUUUCUUUGAAUGAAUCCAAUCAUAUCCACAAAAAGCUCAAACAUUUUCAGAGUAGCGGCCGGCCCUUCAAAGUUGAAUUUUUUAUUUAGAGAAAUAAACUCUACUUCUCCCUGACGAUUCAUGGUCCUCUCUUUUAUACAAUAUUUUGAAGACAUUUUUUUGUUACAAAAUAUUUUAUUUUCUCACUAACCCUUCAACCCGCACACUUGACUGUUGUGGUUCCAAUUGAAAAUAGACUGAAAAUCUGCUAUUUAUUAGUCCAUAGUUGAGAGAUCAAUAGUAUAUUCAGUCAAAAUCGUCAGUUUUGUGUAUCUUUUGUUGAAUUUAUAUUUCUAGUCUGAUGAUUCAAACUAUUCGGUAGCAAUUUUAUUAGCAAUGGAUAGAUCAUGGAAGUGGAAUCACUACUAGCAUAAGUGAAGCAAAAAAAAAACUCUCAAUUUUACAUCUCUAUUUCGUAGAUCAGUGUUACAGUCGCCUGGAUGCGAGUUCUGUUGACAAUUCAAUUUAUAGAAACAUAAAAAAAUUAGAUAAAUCGCUUUCGCAAAGCCAUUGAUACGCCACAAAGUAUAACGCAUUUUUUGUACAUUUUGUUUUGUAAGAAAAUCUUGCAAAAUCCGAAAGGUGAGAUGAUGUUAUUAUGUUUUAAAAGUCAAUAACAAUUAUUAAUAUAUAGAAGAGAGUAAAAACAAAUUGAGAAUAUAAAAAAACAUGAAUGGAAAGAAAAUUGCAGAAUUGCAGAAAAUUUGGAAAUGAAUUUUUUUUAAAGAAAAUUAUUUAAUAAUAUAUGAUGCUAGUAAUGGAUAAUUAUUAUGUCUGUGUGUUGUAAUAAGGGCUAAAGUA
This is a messenger RNA of Bradysia coprophila, 7346 nucleotides long. RefSeq names its product Jumonji, AT rich interactive domain 2 (gene Jarid2). Gene Ontology annotation, biological process: regulation of gene expression; chromatin remodeling. NCBI's taxonomy places the organism in Eukaryota, Metazoa, Arthropoda, Insecta, Diptera, Sciaridae. Gene Ontology annotation, cellular component: chromatin; nucleus. The record is from RefSeq and is a predicted model, not a curated record. Gene Ontology annotation, molecular function: DNA binding.